Messenger RNA from Angiostrongylus costaricensis, 726 nucleotides. The record is from the annotation of a GenBank genome assembly. Lineage: Eukaryota; Metazoa; Nematoda; Chromadorea; Rhabditida; Metastrongylidae.
AUGGCUGAUAACAUAGUCCGCCAGCUAUGUGUGGAAUUUAGGAAGAAGAGAGUUCUAUCUGGUAAAGCAUCGGAUGCCCUCUUCGAAAAAGCGGAUGCUCACCAAAAACUACAGCAAUCAAAAUUCGAUAGAUAUCUUGAAGUGAAAUCGAAGCUUUCAAAAGAGGAUAUCAUUCGAUUAGAACUGGAAAAGGAGCAACAACAGCUACUUGAGGCUGAACAAGAAAUGGCUGCAGCUGAACAAUCAGCAAAUGACGUUGAGAAGCGCUUGCAAACUUGUGUCGCUGAACUGAAGAGCAAUGUCUCAAUGCUUCGUAAAUCUGAGCUUGACUCUAGUAAAGAACAGCCUAUGAGAGAAAUGUAUCAGGACAUGUUAGAGAAGCUCUCAGAGUUGCAUAUUAAGUCUCGUGAGUCACAAAGAUGUUCUUUAGUCAAUGAGCGUUUGGUGCUAGAGGAACAAGAUGUGCACUGGUUUAAAGAUUUCUCUUCAGUAUCAUCGCUAAGUAUGAAGACGAGUCAAAUCCGAGAUGAGGUGGAUCGCCUAUCGGCUGAUUUGGAUGCAACUGGAUACGAAGGACUACUUCACGCAACUCGUCGUUCAGCAAUGGCCCUUAUGAAGGCUAAAUAUACAGGAAUUAAGAAUGAACUACUACGACUUAGACUCGGCACCCAUACAUUACGUAUUCGUGCUCGUUCUGCUCAAUCGAUAUCAGCUUUGGAGAAAUGA